Molecule: messenger RNA, 4965 nt
Organism: Prinia subflava (tawny-flanked prinia)
Lineage: Eukaryota; Metazoa; Chordata; Aves; Passeriformes; Cisticolidae
Gene: FDFT1
Product: farnesyl-diphosphate farnesyltransferase 1
Exons: 8
Coding region: 78-1334 (418 amino acids)
Biological process (GO): farnesyl diphosphate metabolic process; cholesterol biosynthetic process
Cellular component (GO): endoplasmic reticulum membrane
Molecular function (GO): squalene synthase [NAD(P)H] activity
Source: RefSeq, a predicted model, not a curated record
CCGUGCCCGGUUAAGCGGCGGAUUGGGGGGGCGGUGGGAGCGCGCGGCGGCGGCGGUGGGCUCUGAGCGCGGCCCCCAUGGAGCUGCUACGGAAAUGGCUGGGCCACCCCGAGGACAUCUACAACCUGCUGCGCUUCAAGAUGGGCGGCUACCGCGCCGUCAUGCCGCGGAUGGACCCGGACUCGCUGGGAUGUGGCCUCCGCACCUGCUACCGCUACCUCAACCAGACCAGCCGCAGCUUCGCCGCCGUCAUCCAGGCCCUGGACGGAGAGCUGCGACAUGCAGUGUGUAUAUUCUACCUAGUUCUCCGUGCCCUGGACACUGUAGAGGAUGACAUGAGCAUCCCCUUGGACGUCAAGGUCCCGAUGCUACACGAGUUCCACUCCCAUCUCUACCAGCCAGACUGGAAGUACACAGAGAGCAAGGAGAAGGACAGGCAGGUGCUGGAAGACUUCCCCACGAUCUCCAUGGAGUUCAGAAACCUGUCCAAAGUCUACCAGGAUGUGAUUUCGGAUAUUUGCCACAAGAUGGGUGUUGGGAUGGCAGAGUUCCUGGAGAAAAAGGUGGAUUCUCAGCAUGAGUGGGAUAAGUAUUGUCACUACGUUGCUGGGCUGGUGGGGAUUGGCCUUUCCCGUCUCUUCUCUGCAUCAGAGCUGGAAGAUCCCAUCGUGGGGCAGGACACAGACCUGGCAAACUCCAUGGGCCUCUUCCUACAGAAAACCAACAUCAUCCGUGACUAUCUGGAGGACCAGCUGGAGGGAAGGGAGUUCUGGCCCAGAGAGGUUUGGAGCAGAUACGCAGAGAAGCUCUCAGACCUUGCCAAGCCAGAGAACAUCAACGUGGCCGUGCAGUGCCUCAACGAGCUCAUCACCAACGCCCUCCACCACGUCCCCGACGUCCUCACCUACCUGUCCCGCCUCAAAAACCAAAGUGUCUUCAACUUCUGCGCCAUCCCCCAGGUGAUGGCCAUUGCCACGCUGGCUGCCUGCUACAACAACCAGCAGGUGUUCAGGGGGGUGGUGAAGAUCCGCAAGGGCCAGGCCGUCACCCUCAUGAUGGAUGCCACCAACAUACAAGCUGUCAAAGCCAUCAUGUACCAGUAUGUGGAAGAGAUCUACCAGAAGAUCCCGAGCACAGACCCCUCGUCCAACAAGACUCAGCAGGUGGUGGCCUCCAUCCGCGCCGCCAGCUUGCCCGGUGGCCCCAUGGCCUCCCGCCACCACUACUCGCCCAUCUACCUGUCCUGUGCCAUGCUGCUGGCUGCCCUCAGCUGGCAGUACCUCAGCACUCUCUCCAAGGCCACCGAGGAGUACCUGCCAGCAGGGGACAACUGAAGGGCCGGCUGGGGGGACAGGCGGUGGCAGACAGGCAGCAGGGCCUCCUGCUCCCUUGCCCUGGGGGUGGCCCGGCGCUGGGCACUGGGACGGUGACAAGGAGGGGACACCGGGGAGCUGCAGCCCCGGGGUGAUGGUGUGGCAGUGCUGGGCUCCGUCCUCACCGCCCUUGUUGUCUGCUUGGAUGGCUGCAAAUGCUGAUUGGAGUCUUAGUGUUUGGGGUGGAGUAUUGUUUUUUUCCCAUUUUUUCCUGUUUACCUGAAUAUUUUGGGUUGUUGGGUUUUUUUGGUCAUUUUUUGGUUUUUUUCCCCUUUUCUUUUUUUUCCGUUAGGAUGGUUUGAAAUAGAAACUCCAGUUGUUUCUUUUCUUCCUUGAGAUGUGAGGCAUCUUUCCAGCUCAGAGCUGAGCUAAACCCUGAGGGUUUUGCCUCCGUUUCUUAGGCAGCCUCUUCGCCCUCACCUCUGGUGCCUGCUCUGUGCUGGAAGGAUGUUGCUUCAGCUGGGAGAGGAACGUGCUCCCUUAUCCAAGGAAAAAGCUCUGGCCACUUUCUGGCCCUCAGUGAUUGAUAUCCUGCAGCCUGGAAACAGGCAGAGGCCACAGUCACGUUUCUGUUACGCUGAAGGAUGCUGAAAUGAGCCCUUUAAAUAUUAAAUAUAUGGGAGGUGAGGUACUGUGUCCACCUGAACGUGCCCCUAGCUGAAAGGCAGCUGUGCAGCUCCCUGCCUGGGGACAGGUGGCCCCUGCAGUGACACAGCUCUUGUUUCAGCACUGGGGAGGUGGCAAGAAUGAGCAGGGACCUGCCAGCACAGCCCUGAGCUCAUAACCCCAGGCCUGGCUCCACAGCAGGCUCUGGGCUCUGCGCUGGCUCAGCCCCAGGGGAUGGGUGGUCGUGGCAGAGCAAGGCAGGGGAGUGAGAGUUUGCACGCUGCUGUCCCUCGUGGGAUGCUUUUUUAGGGGGGCACUGAUCACCCUGGAAGGCAGAAAGGAUCCCUGCCAUGAGCUGGGAAGGCUGGAGCCACCGAGGGCUGACCAGGGCAGGUUUCCCUGGCCCACUUGGCUCUGGUUUUGGGUCAGACUGAGCUGCAAGAGGCUCCCACUGCUGUCCUCAAACGCAUCAAGCUGGACUUACAAGAGGAAACAACACUCUAAAGGCAAGUCCUGUUCUCCUAGGGUGGAUUGUUGUUUUCAAGUCCCUGCCCACCCCCUUCAAAGCUGCUUUGUUGUUGUGAAGGGAAGGAGAGCCCAUGUCCUGGUCCAGGACAGAGGUACCAGGUGCAGGGUGGUGGCCUUGGCAAGGCCAAGCCCUGUGGCCAGGCUGUUACUCAGAAGGAGAGCCCCUGCUCCACAGUUCCUGGUGUAGAUAGUUUUAAGCUGUUGUUCUCAAGAAACUCGCGGUAGCUCUCUUUGUGCAGCUUCCCGUCUUGUUGAAAUUAAAAGUUUUCUUUGGGAAAAAAAAUUUAUUAAAGUGCUGGAUCAUCUUUGUAUUUUUUUUUAAUUUGCAGCUGUCUUGUCUUUUACAUCACUAAUUUCCCCACAAGUAACAAGCCCUCAGCUCAUGAAAUUCCCGUGCUCCCUUGGUGCCAACUCUGGGUAUCAAACUACAGCCCCAUGUGCCAGACCUGGAAGAAUUUUAACCACAGGGACAGCUGAGGGUCUGUAAAUUCACUUUGAAAGGAGCAGUGGCACAGCCCUGGGCUGCUGGCAUGUGCUCCAGGGCCCUGGUGCCUCCUCAGGGAUGCUGGGGACAAGUCCUGGCUGCUCUCAGCUCGGGGUGGAAGCACCUUCCCCACCAGCAGCACACACCCCAGGGGUGGCUGUCACCAGCAGGGCCACAGGACAGGGCUGGCAGUGACCACACUUGCACAAGGGAGGGCAUUCUGCCCCUCUGCCCCCUCAGGUGAGACCCCACUGCAGAGCUGCUUCCAGCCGUGGGGCCAACAGCAGAAGGACGUGGAGCUGCUGGAGCAAGUCCAGAGGAAGCCACAGAGUUGCUCUGAGGGCUGGAGCUCCUGGAGCCAGGCUGAGAGAGCUGGAGAAGAGAAGGAUCCAGGGAGAGCUCAGAGCCCCUUCCAGUGCCUAAAAGAGCUCAGGGAGAGCUGGAGAGAGACUUGGGAUAAGGGAUGGAGGGACAGGACACAGGGAAUGGCUUCCCACUGCCAGAGGGCAGGGUUAGAUGGGAUAUUGGGAAGGAAUUCUUGGCUAGGAGGGUCAGAGGCCCUGGCACAGGGUGCCCAGAGCUGUGGCUGCCUCUGGAUCCCUGGAAGUGUCCAAGGCCAGGCUGGAUGGGGCUUGGAUCAACCUGGGAUAGUGGAAGGUGUCCCUGCCCAUGGCAGGGGGUGGGACUGGAUGAGCUUUAGGUCCCUUCCAACCCAAACCAUUCUCUGAAGACAGAAGGGUCUCACUUGGCUUCCACUCCAGACAACCAUCUGAGGUGGCAAAAGCCAAGCAGAAGCAACCAAGAGCCAGGAGCCAAGACUCUGGAGAAAUCAUUUAUUGGCACAGGUGUUCCAGCCAAGUACAGCACAGCUCUGCCUCACUGGUGCCUGAGCAAGCAGAGGUAAAGGGGCUAUUUUACAGUGCAUGGAGAGCCUGCUUCACACAUUUCAGACCCAUAGCCUCAGCUCAGUAAUAUAUUUUGAGUUUUUAAAUCAAAAAAAAAGCUCUUUGCUAUAUUAGUGUUGGCAAAUCACGAUUCCUCCUUUACACAACCUAUUACACCUCCCCCCAGUAACAAAAAUAAGGUUUUUUACCUUCCUUAAUGCCUGUGGCUCAAGAAAAAAAAGCUUUAAUCGUGUCCAAGUUAGUGAGACACCUCCAAGCAUCUACUUGAGCUCCCUGCAGCAGACUAGGGAACCAUCCCUCAGCUCAGCCCUCAGCACCUGCAGCCCUAAAGCACCCCAAAUUUGGCUGCUGCACCUUUGCCCAGGCAUGACCUGCACACAUGAAGCUGCUCAGCCACAGAGAAAAAGGCUUUGCUCUUCCCAGCACCCUCCCAGAUGCUUGCAGGAUAUUUGACCAAAGGCUCAUGGAGCUUCAGGCAGGCCCUUCCCCAGCAUCAAUAACCCUAGACUACAGCAGAUAAAAAAAGCCAGUGAAGAGUUGAGGAAGAAGUGGUUUAAAAAGCCAGAAGGAUGGAGCAGAGCAGGCAAUGCACAAAGGAUGUGGUGCAGGCAUCUCUGGUCAGAACCACCCUCACAUCAAGUUCAACAGUAUUUUGACGUUAAUAGGUCUAAUUGUAGCUGAUUCAAGGCACACACUCACAGGAAAUUCUUCCCUGCUCGUUCUGGGUGCUAACAGUCAGAUCAACCCAUCUGGGGGUGCACAAAUCACCCCUGGCCAUGGCUUUCCAGCAGCAUCCACCUCUGCUACCCCACCAAGUCCCUAAUUCCUCACAAAGUUCCUGUUUCCUGCCCUCCCAGUAGCAGCCCGAGCUGGAAGGGGUCCAGGCUAACCAAAUUCCAAGAGGCCAGUGAGCUCUCCAGCAGUCCUCUGAGCAGGGAAUGCCCCAAUGUCCUGCUGUGACCCACCAGAAGCAGGAGGCUGGCAGAGAGCAGUUCCACCUCCAGCUCCACCGUACAAUUUAAAAACCAAAAACAAACCCAAAAAUUAAAAAAAAAAAAAAAACAAAAAA